AUGACUAGUAAAAUUAAAUGUUAUUACGAACUGUUGGGUGUAGCUAGAGACGCUAAUGCAGAAGAUCUAAAAAAAUCAUACAGAAAACUGGCAUUGAAAUGGCAUCCAGACAAGAAUCCUGAUUGUUUAGAAGAAGCAACUGAACAAUUUCGUUUGGUUCAACAAGCUUAUGAAGUAUUGAGUGACCCUCAAGAACGUGCUUGGUAUGAUAAUCAUAGAGAAGCUAUAUUAAGAGGAGGAUUAGGUCGGGGUGAUAAAUACACAGAUGAUAGUAUAGAUGUUUUCCAAUAUUUUACAUCAUCCUGCUAUUCAGGUUUUGGUGAUGAUCCUAAGGGUUUUUAUAGUGUCUAUAGAAAAGUGUUUCAUACUAUAUUUGAACAAGAUGUACCGUUUAUGGAAGAUAAAGAUAGUGAUUAUGAAUAUCCAGAUUUCGGUAAUUCUCAGAGUUCUUAUGAAGAGGUGGUGAAAGCUUUCUAUGAUUUUUGGAGUAGUUAUUUUACAUUGAAAUCCUAUGUUUGGGUUGAGAAAUAUAAUACAAGAGAUGCUCCUGAUAGAUACUCUAGACGGAAAGCAGAGGCAGAAAAUAAAAAAUGUAGAGACGCUGCUAAAAAGGAGAGAAAUGAAGAAAUAAGGAAUUUAGUAGCCUUCGUGAAGAAACGUGAUAAAAGAGUUAUUGCUUACAGGGAACUUAUGGAAUUGAGGGCUAAAGAGGCUCAAAGUAAACAGAAGGAAAAUCGAGAGAAACAAAAAAGAGAAAGACUCCAAGCUAUGGAGAAUUAUAAAGAUGAGGGCUGGGCAUCAACAUCUGCUCUAGAAAAUGAUUUUCUACAAUUAGAGAAAACAUUAGCUAAGCAACAUGGAGAUGAUAGUGAUAGUGAUUCUGAUGUACAACUAAAGGAUGAAGAUGAAUUAGAAGAAGAGCUGUUAAUGGAUGAAUUAUAUUGUUUUGCUUGUAAUAAAUCUUUUAAAAGUGAAAAAUCAAUGUUGAAUCAUGAGAAAUCAAAGAAACAUAAAGAUAAUGUAGCUAUAUUAAGAGAUCAGUUAUUAGAAGAAGAAGAACUAGAAAAUAGUAAUAUUGAUGAGAGCAAUCUUAAUUCUGAAGAAGAUUUGCCUAAAUUAGAAGAUCUUACAUUAGAUGAACCUAGACAAAAGUUAUCAAAGAAACAGAAGAAAAAAAGAAGACAGCAAAGAGCAGAAUUGGAGAAAUGUGACAUAAAAAAAGAAUUAGAAGAAGAAAAGGAAGAUUUGCAAGAAGAUAUUGAAGAAAGAUUAUCACCUCAAAUUGAUGACAUCACAGCUGAACAGGAAGUGAAAACUGGGGGCCAUACAUCUGAGGCCAAUUCGAACAGCAUUCUCGUUGACCGCAUACAACACUGCCCCCUAAGAGUUUGGAAAGAUUCUCAGACUUCAAACAAAGAACCUCAACUAUGUAAUGUUUGCCAGAAAAGUUUUACAACUAGAAAUAAAUUAUUUCAACAUAUUAAAGAGACUGGCCAUGCUUUACAUAUAGGAACACAACAAUCUCAGUCUGCCGAAAGUAAAAAAUCCAAAAGUAAAAAACAGAAAAAGACUAAGAAAUAA
Molecule: messenger RNA, 1581 nt
Organism: Lottia gigantea (owl limpet)
Lineage: Eukaryota; Metazoa; Mollusca; Gastropoda; Lottiidae
Exons: 14
Coding region: 1-1581 (526 amino acids)
Cellular component (GO): cytoplasm
Molecular function (GO): nucleic acid binding; zinc ion binding
Source: RefSeq, a predicted model, not a curated record